AACUAUAACUGCCGUUGGUAUCAAAGUAAGCAAGAUCAACAGCAUCAAAAAGCACAUUCUCUCUUGCAUUAGCAAAGAACAUCGUCGCCGAUUCCGAUCGUUGCAUCCAGUCACAACCACAUUCCUCUCACCUCCGUAUCCUCUUUCGGAACACAAAGACGAAUACAAGCGCAAUCGCAAUCGCAAUUGCAAGCAUCCCGACCCCACAAAUCGUUAUCGUUACGACUCGAUGAGAUUCCAGCAGUUUUCCUCUUGGCUCCUCCUCGCCGCCGCCGCUUCUACCACAGCCUUUGCACCUCGCUCCGUCCUUUCUACCUCCGCCGCAAAAGUCAACAGCACUACGUGCAGCAGCAACAACACUAGCAACGGCAUCAACAGUAACCAAAGCUGCACCCCUGUCACCGCACUCAACAUGAGCACCGACACAGCCGUCGCCGAAGCUUCCAAGCCGGUCGAAAUCUUCCGCAAGGACUACAAGCCCCUUGACAUUGUUGUGGAAAAGAUCAACAUGGAUUUCGACAUUCGCGACGGAAAGACCAUCGUCAAGUCCGAGCUGUUCCUAGCUAAGAACCCCAAGCUCGAGUGGGACCCCGACACUACCCACGACCUGGUUCUCGACGGGGACGAAACGUCCGUAACUUUGCUCGAGGUGACCCUGGAUGGCCGAACGCUCAGAGAGGGCGAGGACUACACGCUGGCUCCCGGAUCCAUGACCCUGAUCAACCCGCCUCCAGGAUCCGUCCUCAAAACGACCGUCUCGAUCGUUCCGGAAGACAACACACAGCUCUCGGGAUUGUACCAGUCUGGACCCAUGUACUGCACCCAGUGCGAGGCGAUGGGCUUUCGCCGAAUCACCUACUACCCCGACAGGCCAGACAACAUGGCGGUAUUCGAGCGCAUCCGUCUGGAGGCAGACAAGGAAUCCUACCCCGUGCUUCUAGCCAACGGGAACCUCGUCGAAGAGGGUCCUGCAGAAGAGGACGACUCCCGCCACUUUGCAGUCUGGACAGAUCCCUACCCGAAGCCAUCCUACCUCUUCUGCUGUGUAGCCGGAAACCUCGGAAAGAUCACCGAUUCCUACACCACGAACCCAACGGGCCGGACCGUAGAGCUCAACAUCUACUCCGAUCCCAAGGACGCCCACAAGCUCUCGUACGCCAUGGAGUCUCUGAAGAACUCUAUGAAGUGGGACGAGGAUAAGUACGGCCUCGAGUACGACCUCGACCUCUAUAACAUCGUCGCUGUCGAUUCCUUCAACAUGGGAGCGAUGGAGAACAAGGGCCUCAACGUCUUCAACACCGCCUAUGUGCUGGCCGAUCCGUCGACCGCCACCGACACGGACUACGAGCGUGUCGAGGGUGUCAUCGGGCACGAGUAUUUUCACAACUGGACCGGAAACCGCGUCACAUGCAGGGACUGGUUCCAGCUCACCCUCAAGGAGGGACUCACAGUUUUCCGAGACCAGGAGUUCUCCGGGGAUAUGAACUCGGCGGCCGUAAAGCGGAUCGAGGCCGUUUCCUCCCUCCGGGCGUCCCAGUUCUCACAGGACGCCGGCCCGAUGCAGCACCCGAUCCGGCCCGACUCAUACAUCAGCAUGGACAACUUCUACACGGCGACCGUUUACAACAAAGGAGCCGAGAUCAUCCGAAUGUACCAUACGCUGCUCGGGGAGGACGGUUUCCGCAAGGGCAUGGACCUCUACUUCGAGCGACACGAUGGGGACGCUGUUACCUGCGACGAUUUCCUUUCGGCCAUGUCGGACGCGAACGACGGAUUCGACCUAGAGCAGUUUGCCCUGUGGUACUCAACGCCGGGGACUCCGGUGGUGAGCUACGAGCACAGCUACGACGACGCUACCAAGACCUUUUCCCUCACGCUCUCCCAGUCCACCCAGUCGAAAGAUGGCCCCAUGCACAUCCCGAUCUCGGUCGGAUUGCUAGACAAGGCAACCGGGGAGGAGGUACUCGAAACGACCGUUCUCAACCUGAAGAAGGACACCCAGACCUUUGAAUUCCCGAAUAUCGAAGGAGAGGUCUUCCCAUCGAUGCUCCGUAGGUUCUCGGCCCCGAUCAAGCUGAUUCCGGCCAACGGAGCCUCCGUUGACGAGGAGCUCCUGGCUUUUCUGGCCGCCAAUGACACCGACGGCUUCAACAAGUGGGACUCUGGUCAGGCACUUAGCCGCAGCCUGGUCUUCCAGGUUAUGGAAAAGGGUGCCGACGAUGCCCUUGGGGAGGGCUCUGACACGUGGGCUUCCGUGAAGGAGGCCUUUGCGCGAACCAUUUCUGAUACCGAGUCUUCCGACCUGUCCAUCCUCGCGUACGCCCUCACCCUACCUACCGAGGCGACCCUCCAGGAAUUCAUUCCCGAUGGCGAAGACGUCGAUCCACUGGCCAUUCAUUCGGCUCGGGGCGCCGUCAAGAAGGCCCUGGCCCGCGAGUUCGAGGGGGCCCUAAGAGAACGCUACGAUGCGAUCACGGCCGAAACCAAAGACGGCGCCUUUGCCGUCGACGCGGAAGCAAUCGGCCGCCGCAAGCUCCGAAACGUAUGUCUCGAGUACCUGUGCGGGAUCCGGUCCACCCCCGAGGAGCAGGCCUCCGCCGCCGACCUCGCCUUUGCGCACUACGAGGCGGCUACCUGCAUGACCGACAAGGUGUCGGCCCUGAACGCUCUUGCCAGCAUGGACGGAGCCGGUGCCGAGUCCMGCGACACGAUCGUCCAGCGCUUCUACGACGAGGCCGAUGGGGACGCGCUGGUGCUGGACAAGUGGUUUGCAAUCCAGGCCAUGGCGGACCUGCCGGACAUCCUGGAGCGUGUCCAGGCCCUGAAGGAGCACCCCGACUUUACGCUGAAGAACCCCAACCGUUGUCGGUCGCUCGUCGGAGGCUUUGUUGCGAACGCGGCCGGCUUCCACGCCUCCUCCGGGACCGGGUACAAGUUCGUCCGAGAAAUACUGGAGGAGCUCGAUCCGAUCAAUCCGCAGAUCUCCGGUCGGUUGAGCUCGGCCCUCAUCACCUGGAAGAAGUACGAUUCCGAGCGCGGUGGCAAGAUGAAGAGUGAGCUGAAGAAACUUUCCGAGUUGACACCCAUCAGCGACGAUCUCUUCGAGAUCGUCCAACGGGGCCUCAAAGAAGAAUAGGUUCGUCGAUGCGAUGCCUCGCAGCGCGAUCGGCAGCAGUGCGUGCCGUGCAAUGCAAGCAAAGCAGAAACUGAAUUGUCUUGCAAGGAAGGGAGCGAAUGUUGUCAUAUUUUUAAAAUAAAUAUUUAUCGCUUCA
Messenger RNA from Pseudo-nitzschia multistriata, 3272 nucleotides. NCBI's taxonomy places the organism in Eukaryota, Bacillariophyta, Bacillariophyceae, Bacillariales, Bacillariaceae. The record is from the annotation of a GenBank genome assembly.